Messenger RNA from Acaulospora colombiana, 121 nucleotides. NCBI's taxonomy places the organism in Eukaryota, Fungi, Glomeromycota, Glomeromycetes, Diversisporales, Acaulosporaceae. The record is from the annotation of a GenBank genome assembly.
AUGAAUAUGCUCCUUCGAGCACACUUGAGAGGAAUGAUACAAGCCUAUAAUCCUGUUCGAGUCAUUAUUUUCGAGCUGGAAUCCGUUCACUUUGCAAAUCAUGACGAUGGUCACAUGGACC